Molecule: messenger RNA, 1302 nt
Organism: Lachancea mirantina
Lineage: Eukaryota; Fungi; Ascomycota; Saccharomycetes; Saccharomycetales; Saccharomycetaceae
Source: the annotation of a GenBank genome assembly
AUGAUAUCCAACUCGGCCAUGGGUGCCGUACGCCGCGCCGUGUGGGCCACAAAGGCCUCACACCCGCGGCUGGUUCGCAUGGAGCUCGUGGCACACCAGUCGACGUGUCACGAGUACGGCGUUGACGUUUUGAAGCAUCUGGUGGCACGUGAGCAUCUGUCACGCGCCAGUUUUACCGCGUUUCAAGCGCAACCCGAGAUCAACGUGCACAUGCGUUCGCUGAUAUUCGAUUUCGUGAUGUGCUGCCACACGAGACUCGCGCUUUCGUCGUCCACGCUGUUUCUGUGCUUCAACAUCUUGGACCGCUACUGCGCUCGCAUUGUGGUGAAAAGCGCCACCUAUCAGCUUGUCGCUCUUUGCGCACUGUGGCUCGCGUCCAAAUUCACCGACAAAAAGCCUCGUGUGCCGUCGCUGCGUGCCCUACAGAGCUUGUGCUGCCACCAGUACUCAAGACCUCAGUUCCAGCAAAUGGAACUUCACAUCUUGCAAGCCCUCGACUGGGAAGCUUGCGCGGCCCCACCGCACGACGCAUUCAUUGACAUUUUUGUCAAAAACAAGAUCAGCUCCUUAUGCUACAAGGGCCUCAAUCUCAAUGAUAUCAAGUACGCUGCGGUCGUGCUAUGUGAGCUUGCGUGCUUCGACCCAGUCCUGGCCUUCGAUUACAAUGCAUCGGCCGUUGCGCUUGCAGCUGUUACCAUUGCGACUCAUGCCCUUCAGUUGACAGCCGGAUCUCCAUUUUCGCAUUAUUCUGAAAAGGUCGUCGAUCCGAACUUGCGACGUGUGUGCGAUCUUUUGUUACUCAAAUUUCAUUCCGCAAAUUUCCCUUCCAGUUUCCGACUCAAGUAUUUGGGACACGCAAAGGUCGACGCGAACCCAAUUCUGCGCAGCUUAUCGAUUUAUGAUCGUCAUGUAAAGCCAGAUGAAUUCCUGGAGGGAAACGCGAAGUUCGCCGCAUGUAUGGAUAGCUUACACAAUGGCUCGAAUCGCUUUUCUCGAUUCGGCAUCAUACCACCAACGCCCUCCACCCCCUCCUCAGCAUCGGUCCAAGGGACAGCCGCCUCUAGACCAGGCGUCAUGGCAACACCUCAGUCAUGUGUUCACUCUCCAGUUGACAUUGACGCCGGCGCCGGCGCCACUUCCGCUAGUGCCCCGUCCACUAGUACUACCAAUCUUACCUCUGCUACAGCUACGCGGCCCGCAAUGUUCAAGCGCGAGCAUGCUAAGCGCAACUCGUCCAUUAUGGAUCCUUCGUUCUUUGAUGGUUCUGCAGUGUCUUGCAAGCGUAUGCGAGAGCAGUCGUAA